Messenger RNA from Spirodela intermedia, 2231 nucleotides. The record is from the annotation of a GenBank genome assembly. Lineage: Eukaryota; Viridiplantae; Streptophyta; Magnoliopsida; Alismatales; Araceae.
AUGCCUCCUCUCUCUCUAAGGUCUGCCUUCUUCUCCCUCGUACUGUUCACAGUCUUCCUCUGCUUCAACUCCUCCGUCAAUGGAGAGGAAGAGGGGACGGAGGGCUGCAGACUUACGUUGUCCUCGUUGAACCGCCCGAGCCGAUCGUUUUGCGAGCGCUGAGGAUAGGGGGCUGGUACGAGUCCUUCUUGUCCAAGGCGACGGCUGCAGCUGUCUCCGGCGGAUCGAGGAUGGUCCAUUCCUACAGCGAUCUUAUCGGCGGCUUCGCCGCCAGGUUGUCCGCUGCCGAGCUGAAGGCCGUGCAGGGGACGGAGGAGUUCAUCGCUGCCAUACCAAACAGGAUACUGCAACCACAGACAACCCACUCGCCAGGGUUCCUCGGUCUCAACCUCGCCGGUGGGCUCUGGAGCAACGCGCCAUCUGGUGACGGAGUCAUCAUCGGAAUGGUCGACACCGGGGCUGACGUCGGACAUCCUUCCUUCAGCGGCGAGGGGAUGCCGCCUCCGCCAGACAAGUGGAGGGAAAGUGCGAAGUCAACGCGGCCAGUUGCAACAACAAGCUCAUCGGGUACAAGGUGUUCUCCUCCGCCACUGACGCCGACGGCGACGACGCGUCGAAGGAACAGGUGGUGGACGACUUGGGGCACGGGACCCACACCGCCAGCACGGCCGCGGGGCUCCGGUGAUGGAUGUCAACGUCCUCGGCUACGGCAAUGGAACGGCCGUAGGCAUGGCUCCUCGGGCCCACCUCGCGUUGUACAAGGUCUGCUCGGCGUCUGGCUGCAGUAUAGCCGACAUAGUGAAGGCCAUGGACACCGCCGUGGAGGACGGCGUGGACAUUCUCUCCAUCUCCCUCGGGGGCGCUCUCUGCCUUUCUACGACGACGGUCUCGCAGUGGCGGCGUACCGGGCGACCCAGAGGCGGUGCUCGUCACCUGCGCCGCCGGCAACUACGGGCCUUACCCCGGAUCUCUCACCAACGAGGCCCCUGGGUGACGACGGUCGCCGCCAGCACGAUGGACAGGAGCUUGAGGACGACCGUGAGGCUCGGAGAGGGCAGGAGUUCGACGGCGAAUCCUCUUCCGGCCCACCGGCGGCCCCGCCGCAGAGCUUCCCUUGGUGUACCCUGCUCGCAACGGGGCCAGCUAUUGUACGAGUAGCUCCUCUCUGGUGUCGAUAUCAAGGGCAAGGUGGUGGUGUGCGACCGCGUCGGACCCAUUGGGAGAACGGCCAAGGCUCUGGUCGUCCAGGAGGGUGGCGGCGUCGGCAUGAUACUGGCUAAUGAGCUCCCCGACGAUUACAGCACCGUCGCCGACGUCUACUCCAUCCCCGCCGCAAACCUAGCUUACUACGACGCAUCAAAAGUCAGGGCUUACGCCGACUACUCUCACAACGCAACAGUAUCCUUCUAUGUCAAGGGGACACUCAUCGGGACGUCACCGUCGCCGGCGGUCGCCUCAUUUUCCUCACGGGGACCGAGCCACGCCAGCCCGGGGAUCCUCAAACCAGACAUCACCGGCCCCGGAGUCAACAUCAUCGCUGCAUGGCCCUUCAAGGUGAGCACCGGCGCCGCCGCCUCGUCGUCCAAGUUCAACUUCAACGUCAUGUCCGGCACCUCCAUGUCGACGCCGCACCUCACUGGAAUCGCCGCGCUGGUGCGGAGCGCCCACCCGAGCUGGUCCCCGGCGGCAGUAAAAUCAGCGAUCAUGACCACGGCCGACGCGGUUGACCGAAGCGGGGAAGGCAUAAGGGACGAGAAACUCCAGCUGGCAAGCCUCUUCGCCACCGGCGCCGGGCACGUAAACCCAUCGAGAGCUACCGAUCCUGGUUUGGUUUACGACAUCCAGGCCGAUGACUACAUUCCCUAUCUCUGCAGUCUGGGGUAUCCUGACCGCAAGAUGGGGGCCAUUGUCGGCCGGCGCAUCCGCUGCUCGGACUGGAAGCACGGCGGCGCCGCCAAUCUGAACUACCCUUCCUUCUCGGUGUCCCUGCACAGCGGAAACAGAACGAUGAUGACGUGGCGGACGGCGACCAACGUGGGGAGGCGAACUCCGUUUACUCCAUCAAGGUGGAGGAACCGGCGGGGGUGGCGGUGGCGGUGAGCCCGGAGACUCUCCGCUUCUCGGAGGUGAACGAGAAGGUGAGCUUCACGGUGACCUUCAGCAGCACCGGCGGCGCCGCCGGCCGCUUCGCCGAAGGGCACCUAAUGUGGGUCUCCCGAAACGCGUCGUGA